AUGUCCGGAAUAUCCUUGAGCUUGAAGGCCAAGUCAAAGAGCAAGAAGAAAAGUACUGUUAGGAAGCGAGGUAAUGCAUUUACCGAUGACAAGGAAGCUGACCGCAAUAGUAAGCGUGUUAAGAUAAAGAUAACGGAGGUUGAGGCUUAUAAAGAACCUCAGGAAGAAGCACUAGUAAUACCACUAGCUGUACCAUCUGGCGCCUCAAGAGAAUUGACUCUUACUACAUCUGAUGAAAAGAGCGAAAUAAACUACGGCUUAAAUGUACAGCAGGAUCACAAAGUGACCUCGUCAAAUGCUAGGGUAGUGAAUUCUACUGGUAUGAGUGAUAUUUUGGAUAUUACUAAACUUCCCGAAGCAACUGCUCAGGAUGAGUAUGAUGAAGUCCCUGUAAAUAUGUUUGGUGCAGCUCUACUUCGUGGUAUGGGAUGGACGGGUACUAAUUAUGAUGAUGAAGAUAAUGACCAGGAUCGUGAAAAAUCAAACAAUAAAACUGCAGUACGACCUCAUCACGGCGUAGCUCGCCCUGAAUUUGUAGGCAUUGGUGCUAAAGUGCAGCAGUCGAAUACCGAGGAAACGCGCAGAGGCUCUGGCCUUGAUAAAUUCAUGCCAAUUGUGAGAGUCGAGCAUCCAUUUACAAAUGAAAAGUCUAAAUAA
Molecule: messenger RNA, 657 nt
Organism: Eremothecium sinecaudum
Lineage: Eukaryota; Fungi; Ascomycota; Saccharomycetes; Saccharomycetales; Saccharomycetaceae
Gene: SPP2
Product: spliceosome ATPase-activating subunit SPP2
Exons: 1
Coding region: 1-657 (218 amino acids)
Biological process (GO): mRNA splicing, via spliceosome
Cellular component (GO): spliceosomal complex
Source: RefSeq, a predicted model, not a curated record